Corylus avellana is the source of this 1230-nucleotide messenger RNA. Its product is annotated as hydroxyproline-rich glycoprotein family protein. The record is from RefSeq and is a predicted model, not a curated record. Lineage: Eukaryota; Viridiplantae; Streptophyta; Magnoliopsida; Fagales; Betulaceae.
UUAAUCCACCAUAAAAGGGCAUGGGGUACCUUCAAAGAUAAGUCUCACUGCUACUCAGCACUCACCCCCUUUUAACACUCGCUUACCCACCACCCCCCCACUCUCUCUCUGCAACAAAAAGUUGAUCUUGUUAGCAAAUUCUCUGGAUCUUUGAUCUCAGUUUUAAUUUCCAACAAUGGAAACAGCAAGAAACCAUGUAUUUUUUACAACAAAACUCCCUCUAAUAUCCCUCCUGAUGAUCAUCGUGUCUCUGCCGGCAAUGGCAACUCCGGCUGCACACACCUCGUCCAAGUACCAGAUCGCAUGCACAAUGUGCUCCGCAUGCGAGAACCCUUGCAACCCAGUUCCCUCACCCCCACCACCCUCGCCGUCGCCUCCGCCACCACCAUCACCGUUAUCCACAUCCAACUGCCCACCACCGCCAUCCCCACCAAGCCCCGGCGGCGGCGGAGGCGGAGGCGGAGGGUCGUACUACUACUCUCCACCCCCACCACCUCAGUCCACCUACACUUACUCCUCGCCGCCGCCGCCAAAUAUUGGCGGGUCGGCCUAUCCUCCGCCGAACUACAAGAACUACCCAACGCCGCCGCCCCCCAAUCCCAUUGUGCCAUACUUUCCGUUCUACUAUCACACCCCUCCUCCUCCAUCUAUUGGCAGCUCGCUGAGGGGUUCUUUGGUUUACACUGCAGCUACUAUUGGGUUUGCUAUUCUUGUUUGUUUCUUUUGAUGGUAAAGAAAACUAGAGGAUCCAAAAAAAAAAGGUGGAAUAAUUGUGGCAGAUUCGCAGAUCUGGGAACAUUGCAGGUGAGAGAACGAUAUAGGGUCUUGAUCUUUCAUUCUUCAAAGUAGAAAAGCAGAAAGAAACUGUGAAUUGGGAGAGAAAUUGCUGCCUCCAACGGACAAAAAACCAAGGUUUCUGUGCAGCCAGACCAGAAAAUAAAGCAAUUCUGACUCAUUUCAAGUAAUCUCUCUCUCUUUCUCUCUUUGCCGUAGAGUGAUCUGUAAUUUGUUUACAAGUUGUACCUAUUUUUAUUCCGUUUAAUACAAAAUUAUGAUGAAAAUAAAGGAAUUAGUCAUUUUUAUUAGCGAGUUUAGUCCCUCAUUGAACCGUUAAAUCACACGUGAUUGUUGAUACUUUCGUUUGAUUUGGUUGGUGACAGACAAUUGUAGUUUAGACUUAGUGAUGUUUAAAUAUGAAAUAUAUUUCGCUUUCUGAUGUUAAAUUAAAGU